GCGUCUAUUGCGUGGACAUGAAGUUCGCAUCCCUGAUCCUGCGCUUGUUUUCUUUCCUGCGUUCCGCCCGCUCUGCCCGUCCGCCAGGCCCAUCCUCUGGCCACACCCGCGGCUUCAGCACGUUCCACAACCAGUCGGGAUACUCUUCGUCGGGCUUCGCGAGGACGGGUGCCUGUCCCUUCAGGUAGUUCACCCCAACUAAUACGGUGUCCGGCGUGCAAGACGAAGGAGCGUUGGCUGGUGGUUGAGGACGGCAGUCAAAACUCGGAUCCGCGUUGGAGAGGGAGACACGCACGGUUCGAUGCUUUGGCAGGCGCAAGUUUUGACGCGUAGGCGCGCGACCUGAAAGCAGGUUGCGCCGCGAGCAGCGUGCGGCGGAGGAUGGGAGAGAGUCCAGGAAAAGACAUUUCGAAUUUGAAUCGCUUGCUUGCAAGUUGCCAAAACUCUCCCGGGCCUGCCCCACACAACUUCCUUACCCCUCUCGGCGCGCUCUGAAUAUGUCCUCUGCUCUGACGGCACAAGAAGCCAAGCCACGCGGGGCAAACCGAUCAACCAAGGCAGCGGGAAAGCUCAAGGUGCUCCCUGAGCAACCAGACGAGGUUGCCAACCGCACGCUAGACGCCGUUGGCCCAGUAGGCCUCAAGGAAAUUGCAGAGGCAGAUGGAAGCACGGGGACCACCGGGGACUCUGAUGAAGCUGACGUCGAAGACGACGACGAGCCCGAGGUCUACAACCAGCUAUCCCUCAUCCCGGACGGGACGGCCAAAAGAGAUGCGCGUAAGCUGACGAAGGCAAAGGCCAAGUCGCUCCCCAGAGUCACCGCGUACUCGACAGCCAGUUCGUAUCGCAUGAAGCCAUUACUAGAGUUCUUGAAUGCGAGAAGGACCGCGUACAGCACGAACGCGAAGGUCAUCGACGAAUGCAUAUACACGCCUUACAUGUACAGACCGUCGACUGCCAGCGACCGUAGCUCUACUCUGAUGGGGUCAUCUCCUCCUCCGAAGGCUCAGUCGCAGACCGGCGACUUGCUCGGGAUCCCCGAGCUGCAUCAAGAGGAUGAAGAGUCGCAGGAACCGAGUAGAAAACGGAGCAAGUUCGAUACUACGACGGCGGAAGCCGAGAUAUUCCUCUUCGAGUACGGGACAGUCGUGAUCUGGGGGAUGACAGAGGCGCAAGAGAGACGUUUCUUGUCCUCGAUCAAGCGAUUCGAGAAUGAGCGGCUUCCUGCGGACGCGAUAGAAAUGGAGGACUUGAACUUCUAUUACGCGAACUACAGUCGUAUCUACAACGACGUGAUCACGCUUAGAAAGGGCUCCAGCUAUAUGACGAAGCUUUCGCUGUCUCAUGCGUUGGCGCAGUCUGUCAAGAUAUCUCUAUUUGAACAGCUUAUAUCAUCUAAUAUCGAAGAGACGAAGGAUAUACCUGAGAUAAUAGCUACCAGCGGCAAAGUUGGCAUGCCUCACAAAGAAAUCAUGCAGAAAAUUGGACAGCUGUUUUUGUUGAGGACCAACAUCAACACUGUCGGAUCCGUCCUGGACUCACCGGAAGUCUUUUGGAGUUUUCCCGACCUGCAGCCCUUGUACGAGGCUGCGAGGAGCUAUCUAGAGAUACCUCAGCGAAUCAACCUGCUGAAUACUCGGGUCGAAGUUCUCCAAGAUCUGCUAGAUCUGCUGAAGGAGUCUGUUUCGAGUCGGCAUUCCGAGCGGCUGGAAGAAAUCGUGAUUGCGCUGAUCGCGAUUGAAGUCGUGCUGGGCAUCGUCACUAUCAUGGUUGACUUGAUGGCUUAGGUCGCCUCCGUAUCUCCAGUAUGAGGCUGUGCAACUAAUAUGUAAUCACUCGGACUAUUUUUGCACUUACGCAGACUAAGUAAUUAGUAGGAUAAUAUGACGAGUGUUUUUUCCUGCGACCGACGGGAGCGAGCCGCGCGCUCCUCGGAGGCCCCACACGGAUCUGCCAAGAAGCAUGCAUGCGAUUGACUUGGAGUUUGACUUGUGCUCGAAGCUCAUUCACAGCACGGCGAGCCUUCUCCGAGUUGCACGCGAUCACGUGAUGAUGUUCAACCCCCGUUCCGAAAGGCGCUAUCUCGAGCCUAUAGGGUGUGGUAUAUGUUUGCGAGUCUUUUUACAGGGUAUUUGGAUCUACUAGGGGUUCGAAAAGCUUGAUCAUGGUUUAACCUCUCGCACAUGACCCUUCGCGCUCCGUGGGUCCGUGAGAACUGGAGAGGCUAUUUCUCUCUCGGCGCCUGAGGGAGAGAAAGAAAAGAAUAAAAAAUCUCGUUAAUAAACUCCAGCGGCAAACCGCCGAAGGAGCUGCUCGUCAGUCGGAUUUCUUCGAUUUCGCUGGGAAUGUUUUUGGAGAUAUUCUAGGGGUACGAGCCCUGAGGACAUCAUGAAAGCCGCGCGUUUCGGAGACGAGGGUGGGAGGGGUAGCAGGAGCUUGGGGCUGCCGCUGCUGCUGGGGAACACCGCUCUGAGGGUCCCGCGGAACCUUGUCUGUGCCGCCGGGACAGGGUUGAACGUUGCCAUCAUAUCACAGCCCGCUGCCAGUGGGGACGUGGGAGAGCUCACCCGGCCGGGCUCGGACGGACGGUUAUGCUGCUGCUGCUGGUCAAUGCCUCCUCCCAAUGCCCGAUUCUCGCGGCGAGUCUUCGUAGCACGCGCGCUCCUGAACCAGCCAUCAGGAACCGGCAUGUCGAGGUAUCGUAAAUCGUCAAUGGUAUCUAGCUCAUUUAAGGUUUCUUGAUUGAAGUAGGCCGCUGGGGGAAGUAGAGUCAGUCAGCCGGUGAUCGUGCCUCGCGGAGCGAGGUGACUCGGAAGCAGGGGUGGGAGGCUCACUCAAAUGCCACUUGCGCACCAUCCCGCAUGGUCGAUCCUUCGGCAGUGUUACAAUCACGCUGUAUGUUUGUUUGUGCAGUCGCUGCAGUUUCCGGGAAACGCCGCACGCCGCUGCCCCGCGCGCAGACCGUUUCCUGGACUCGAGCAGUGAGGCGGGCUCGGACAGCACAAGCGGGCGGGCCG
Messenger RNA from Mycena citricolor, 3017 nucleotides. NCBI's taxonomy places the organism in Eukaryota, Fungi, Basidiomycota, Agaricomycetes, Agaricales, Mycenaceae. The record is from the annotation of a GenBank genome assembly.